Aspergillus aculeatinus CBS 121060 is the source of this 1548-nucleotide messenger RNA. RefSeq names its product Fcf1-domain-containing protein. The transcript has 6 exons. Gene Ontology annotation, molecular function: FAD binding; D-amino-acid oxidase activity. Gene Ontology annotation, cellular component: small-subunit processome. NCBI's taxonomy places the organism in Eukaryota, Fungi, Ascomycota, Eurotiomycetes, Eurotiales, Aspergillaceae. The record is from RefSeq and is a predicted model, not a curated record. Bases 1 to 1548 code for a protein of 515 amino acids.
AUGGGUGUGCAGAAGAAGACUCGCAAGUUUGCGCAGAUGAAGCGCACCAUCAAAGCCCGCGAUGAGCGCCUGAAACCCGAUAACAAGAAGCAGGAGACGCCCAAGGAGAACGAGUUGACCCGUCACAUCCCCGUCGCGCCCUCGAACAUGUUCUUCGCCGCCAACACUGCUCUCGGCCCUCCCUACCACGUUCUCGUCGAUACCAACUUUGUCUCGCACGCCAUCCGGGCGAAGCAAGAUCUCCUUACCUCUAUGAUGGAUCUGUUAUAUGCGAAAUGUAUCCCGACAUUUUCAGAUUGCACGAUUGCCGAAUUGGAGAAACUGGGGGAGAAGUACCGGUUGGCGCUCCGGACCGCCAAAGAUCCCAGAUGGGCUAGGGUGAAGUGCUCUCACAAGGGCACGUAUGCAGAUGACUGUAUCGUGGAUCGGGUGUCGAAACAUCGCAUUUACAUCGUGGCGACCAACGAUAAGGAUCUGUGUCGUCGUUUGCGCAAGAUUCCGGCCGGCGUCCUAGGCCUCAGCACAGCCCUCUACCUCCAAUCCCACUCCCACACGAGCACAAAAUUCCUCCUCCUCGCCCGCGACCUCCCGCACACCACCUCCCUAAACUACACCUCCCCCUGGGCGGGCGCCCACUACCGGCCCGUCCCCGGCACCACCCCGCAGCACCACCGCGAAGCCCUCCAGGCCCGCCGCACCUACACCCACCUCAAGGCCCUGGCCGCCGCGCAACCGGGCGCGGGCGUCGCGCGCUGCCCCGCGGUGGAGCACCUCGAGCAGCCGCCGCCCGAGUACCUCGAUUCCGAGGCUGUGCAAACCGCGUAUGCCCACGUGGACGGGUUCCGGCGCUUGGCGGGGCACGAACUGCCGGCGGGGGUGCGGUGGGGGGCCGAGUAUGAGACCGUCGUCGUGAAUUCACCGGUGUACUGUCAGUGGAUGCUGAGGGAGUUUGUGCUGCGCGGGGGAGAAGUGAGGGAGUAUACGGUGGGGGAUGUGCGGGAGGCGUUUUUUGUUGGGGCUAAAAGGAAAAGGGAAAGGAGGGUGAGGACGGUGGUGAAUUGUUCCGGGUUGGGGUUGGGGGGCGAUGAGAGGGCUUUUAUUAUUCGAGGACAAACCUGUUUAGUUCGGAACCCAUGCGCCGUGACCAUGACCCGCCAGAAUAGUGAUGGGUCGUGGUCGUUCUGUAUCCCCCGGCCGCUGGGAGGCGGCACGAUCAUCGGGGGCACCAAGCAGCCGCAUGACUGGGAUCCGUACCCGUCACCGGAGACGCGAGCCCGGAUUUUGGCGAAUGCGGCCAAGUGGUUCCCUUUCGCGGAGGGGAGUGAGGGGAAGUUUGAUGUCAUUCAAGAUAUUGUGGGGCGGCGGCCAGCCAGAGAAGGUGGCAUUCGGAUUGAGGUCGAACGACUGGAGGCCGGCGAUGGGGAGCGCGUCGUUGUCCAUGCGUAUGGGGCUGGUGGACGCGGCUUUGAGAUCUCGUGGGGUGUAGCUGAGGAUGUGUUUAAACUCAUGGCGGAGCAUGGUCUGGUCCAGCAGAAGGCCCUGCUGUAG